AUGGGCUCGCACGACGAAACAAUUCACCGCCUCCGCGAUGUCGGGAAAGUUGCAGUCAUUGGAGCCGGACUCGGUGGAAUAUCCUCCGCAGCUCAUCUUCUUCGUUCAGGCUUGUCCAUCACAGUCUUUGAGCGAAUGGGGUUUGCAGGUGGAGUGUGGCAUUUCGAUUCUCGUGCUGCGCCAGAUCCAACUUACCCAAAUGUGCUGCCAUUGGGUCAAGAGGCCAAAAUUGAAAAGAAGUCAAAUGAAAACGCUUUACAACUCCCAGACAUGGACUUUGAUAGAGUAUCCUUGAUACACGCACCGCCGGGACCAUGUUAUGAGGGGUUGCGAAAUAAUGUUCCUACGCCUCUAAUGCGUAGUACGCUGUUGGACUGGCCAGAAAACACUCCGGAUUACGUUGGUUAUGAGUCGGUGGAAGAGUAUAUCAAUACACUUGCUAUACGAACUGGUGUACUUGACCAGAUACUUUUUCAUACAGCUGUUGAGAAUGUUUCCAAGCAAGCUGCGCCCAGCUCAAUAUGGAACAUUCGGACGCGAACGUUGAAGCACUCGUCAAAUAAGUCGUAUCAAUUUGUUGAGCGUGAAUGGGAAUUUGAUGCUAUUGUAGUGGCCAGUGGGCAUUAUCAUGUGCCACGGAUCCCCGACAUUAUCGGCUUGAAGGAUUGGAAAGAUCGACUUCCACAGAACGUUACCCAUUCGAAAGCAUACAGAUCGGCCAAAUCUCUAUUGGGCAAAUCAGUUUUCAUUCUUGGCGGAGGUGUUUCAUCACUUGACAUCGCCAAAGAGAGUGCUAAGGUUGCAAACGUUGUCUAUCAGAGUGUCAGAGACGGAAAGUACGACAUUCCUGCUUCCAUGUAUCCCCCAGACGUGAAGCGAGUGGGUGGAAUUGAAAGGGUGGAGUUGCCGAAGGAGUCGACGCAAGGUCGAAUUUUUCUACAGAGUGGUCAAAUUCUAUCUUCUGUCGAUGUCAUCAUACUCUGCACAGGAUACAUAACUUCUUAUCCCUUCCUCGGUAGCCUUCAGGAUCCGUACAUGUCGGUGGACGAGGCUGAUAGCCGGGUCAUCAUCACAUCUGAUGGAUGCAUGACGCAUAAUUUGCACAAGGACAUAUUCUACAUUCCGGAUCCCAGCCUUGCGUUUGUUGGUGUUCCAUACCAUGCAUCUGCCUUUUCUUUAUUCGACUUUCAAGCGGAGGUUGUUGCAAGAGUAUUUGCAGGAACAGCCGCCUUGCCGAGCAAAAGUUUAAUGAGAGUUGAAUACGAUGCUAGAAAGGCAAAACUCAAAGGAAACAGAGGAUCGGAGUUCCAUAGCGUUAUGGGGAGGGAUAAGCAGUACAUGAAUGACAUAUUAGAACUCGUGAAUGCGGACGCGGCGAGAUGGGACUAUAAACCGAUGAGGGGAGUUGAUGAUAAAUGGCACCGCAAGUACGAUGAGUUUUUAGAAGAAGUGCAAAAGCGCCUGUGGCCUAAUAUCCGUGACGAAAGAGUCCCCGAGACAUCACAGACAAAGGAUGGCCAGGCACGAGAAAUUCAAGCCGCUGCAGUGCCCAACGCCGUCGUCUAG
Pochonia chlamydosporia 170 is the source of this 1566-nucleotide messenger RNA. Its product is annotated as FAD dependent oxidoreductase protein. Bases 1 to 1566 code for a protein of 521 amino acids. Lineage: Eukaryota; Fungi; Ascomycota; Sordariomycetes; Hypocreales; Clavicipitaceae. Gene Ontology annotation, molecular function: NADP binding; flavin adenine dinucleotide binding; N,N-dimethylaniline monooxygenase activity. The record is from RefSeq and is a predicted model, not a curated record. The transcript has a single exon.